UGAACCAUCACCUGUCCAUUUUAGAAAGAAAUCAAAUUCAGUUGGAUCUAUUGAACUUUCAGAAUGGGUCGUGCUACUGUCUUACGGAUCAUUGUGCUAAUCACAACCAUAUCGUGGGGAGAUUCUCUUGUUCCGCUUCCAGCAGGAAGUACUCAUCAAACACCUUUUCAGAUUAAUAAACUUACGCUAGAAUCGGUUGAAAAGUUUCGACAACAAAUGGCUCGUGGAUUUCCGCUCCUUGAUCUUCCCGUGCUGGCGCCAUUCACGUGGAAGGAACUUCAUAUAAAUGAUUUUGAUAACAACAUACUCCGAUUAAGCGCGAAGCUAAAAGACGGCAUCACACGCGGGCUGGAUGUGUUCGAUGUUACAGCACUAAAUGUACAGAUUUCAGACCGGAAGCUGGAUUUUCAACUGACCUUUCCAUCGCUCCAGACGAGCGGUCGUUAUGAGGCAAAGGGUCAGUUAGCUGGAUUCGUGCCGUUCGAUCGGUCCGGGAAAUGUUCAUUGCAGCUACGCGGACUUACUACGCAUGGCACUGUAGUGUUUGAUCUUUGGAGAAGAUAUCUCUUCGUACGCGAUGUUCAAAUCUCGUUUGCAGUGACAUCUAGCCAGGUGGAGUUUGAAAAUGUGAUGCUACUACCAUGGAACACCUUCCUGUUUAAUCGGAUAGUUUCGGGACAGAUACCGGAGUAUUUGCGCAGCAACCGCAAUGCGAUAGCGAUGAAAAUUCGAACCAAGAUUCGAUCCAAACUAAACGAAAUACUGUGGAAAUACGAUGUACCGGAUAUUAUUCGAAUCAUAAACGCAACCGCAACCACAGGGUGAGGAGAACAUUAGAAUCAGUCGACGGUUUCUAGCACGAUUCAGCAAAACAUUGUUCCAUACUUAUGUUCCCUUUCAACUCAACUUGGUAAGAUCGAACAACUUUUCUACAUCCCAACUCAGCACGUGCGUAGAUCCGCAUUCUGCAUUGACUUUUGCGUCGUCAAUGUGAUGUCAAUGUCCAAAUUCAGCAGGUGCACCUUCAAACCACGAACCUCCAGCACGCCUGAUUAGAUAGACGAUGCUCCAAAUCGGUCAACUCGAGAGCAUUGUACCCAGCCAAAGCGAUUGACAUUGACUAAUUGAUUGGGAGCAUUUCAAAGGCUUACGUCGUCCAGCAAAGUUCCGGGGUUGUGUUUUUAUUUGGGUUGCACUCCAGGUCGCCCGUUCGGACCGGGUGGUAGGUAAACUAUUUACCUUGGCCAGUCGGUUUGUAGCUCCAUAUCGUGCAAUCCUUGAAAUUGGGCUAAGUAAACUUAUCGGUCAAGUUCGGCAUGCUCACACUUCGACGGCCACCAUGUGCAUGUACACGGCUCCAUCGGGAGCUCAUGAUAAGCGGGCUGAAGUGGUCGAAGCAGUAGCUCGUUUUGGGGGACCGCUUCUCGUGCAAAGCUCCCGGAAUGGUUCAAGAUGGGAGCGGGAUUAUCCUGAAGCUUCGCUGAUAGUAAUGCACACUCGCUGGUACAGUAUCCACACCGUGAAGUGCCCCUACCGAGAGCGAGUGGAAUUUCUCGUGGGUUAAGUUUUGCAACCCCCUUUCGGGACUGCCGAUAAAGAAUCGACAGCAUGAUGAUAGGGAGUAUUGGUGGUCUUGCGCGCAGUAUUUAAACACUUCAGUCGCGACGGCAAACCAUCAGAGAUAGUUGUGUGGCGUUGCAAAGUGACACACAAAACGCCAACAGUGCGUUGUUGUUAAGUUUUUAAGUGCUAUAUUACCGUGGAACCGCUCGAGUUCUCGCGAGAUGAAGAUCUUGUUGCUUGUCGCCUGUAGCGUGCUGGUCAGCCUGGCCGGAGCACAAAAUUACCAGGAUGAGGGAUUUCUUCUGCCUCAUCCGCGUAAUAAUGCGCUGAACGAACUGAUCAUCAAGUUUCUGGAGGACUUCCGUCAGUCGAUGGUUUGUCCCAAUCCGGCUCUCGGUAUUCCCGUGCUGGCCCCGUUUGAGCUAGAACAUGUCGAAAUGGAGCUGAAGGAUAGGCUUAUCCAAUUCAAGGGAGAGCUUAACCAAGUGGUCGUAGAUGGAUUGAACGAGUUUGAAAUCAUAAAGAUCGACGUCAAGCCACUUAAACUGCGAGUGGACUUUGAGCUCUUCUUCGGUGCGCUGCGUACCAAGGGAAAGUACAAGACGAAGCUGAAGCUGAUCGGUGUGCUCCCCGUCAACCGUUUCGGCUCGUUCCGCUUCGAUUUGAAAGGUUUCACGGUAAAGGGCGGCGCAUCGGUUGCCAUCAGUGGAGACAAGCUGCAGGUGCGCGAUUUGGUCAUCACCCCAACGCUCAAGUCGGUACGCUCGGAUGUGAGGGGCAUAUUCUUGAACCCGGUGGCAAGCUUCGCCUUCAACCGCAUGGUUGAGCUGGCUGUGCCCGGCCUGAUCAACAACAAUCAGCAGGCAAUAACGCAGGCGAUCGAGCAGCAGCUCAAACCGGCCAUCAAUGAAAUGUUGGGCGACAUUUCGCUACAGGAUCUGAUUGACAUGAUUACCAGUGGAGGCGAAGGUGGUCCUGUUACCUGCUAGAGUGGCGACGACCCGUACCGUUUGCUGUGUGCCAUGUUUACCUAAAUCGUAUCGAUUAUUGUACUGAUAGAGCAAUCGCUUUCCCAAUUCGCAAAGGCUGUGUAGAUGUAUAUUGCAAAAAUUAUAACCAAUUGUAAAUGGAAAAUUAAAAGCAACGACUGUGUGCUUCCUGCAAAGAAAUACGCAAUUUUAGCUUCUUGAA
Anopheles merus is the source of this 2754-nucleotide messenger RNA. RefSeq lists its product as uncharacterized. The transcript has 6 exons. The record is from RefSeq and is a predicted model, not a curated record. The coding region runs from base 1785 to 2552 and encodes 255 amino acids. NCBI's taxonomy places the organism in Eukaryota, Metazoa, Arthropoda, Insecta, Diptera, Culicidae.